Molecule: messenger RNA, 1163 nt
Organism: Eruca vesicaria subsp. sativa (arugula)
Lineage: Eukaryota; Viridiplantae; Streptophyta; Magnoliopsida; Brassicales; Brassicaceae
Source: the annotation of a GenBank genome assembly
GUCUUAAGCCAAUCUCUCUUUGUCUCUGUGUUCAGACAGAGAAAUGGCCGCUUCAAUGCUAACACUUCCCUGCUUCAAACUCUAUGAUCAACCAAACCUCCUCCUUGGCUACAACAAAUCAUCUAACCAAACACUCCUUAGAUCCCAUUUCUCGCCUCCAAAACCUCUCUUGAUCUCCUCACGUGACAACAGUUCUCGACGAUUCAGAGCCCUCCCAGAGACCAUCGCCCUCAAACAGGAAGAUACAACUGCUGCUGAUGACAAUCCUCCCGCGACCAUCAACACUAAGCUCUACUUUGGGAACUUGCCUUACAAUGUUGACAGUGCAACUCUCGCUCAGAUCAUCCAAGAUUUUGCUAACCCUGAGCUCGUUGAGGUUCUUUACAACAGAGACACGGGACAGAGUCGUGGGUUCGCCUUUGUGACGAUGAGCAAUGUUGAAGACUGCAACGUCAUCAUCGAGAAUCUCGAUGGAACUGAGUAUCUUGGUAGGACUUUGAAGGUGAACUUUGCGGAUAAACCGAAACCAAACAAAGAACCUCUGUAUCCAGAAACAGAGUUUAAGCUGUUUGUUGGUAACUUGUCGUGGACAGUUACUUCUGAGUCAUUAGCUGGAGCGUUUAGAGAGUGUGGGGAAGUGGUUGGUGCUAGAGUUGUGUAUGAUGGAGAUACAGGGAAGUCUAGGGGUUAUGGCUUUGUGUGUUACUCUUCCAAAGCUGAAAUGGAAACAGCUCUUGAAUCGCUGGAUGGACUUGAGCUGGAGGGUCGGGAGAUUCGAGUAAACCUGGCUCAAGGGAAGAAAUACUGAUAAUCAUAGAACAACAUUGCGGAAUUGUUUUGAGAUUUCUACAUAGAAAUUGUGUUUCAGCUGAACUAAUUGGCUCUAAAGAUCAAUAUGUUUGUUUUGUGGUUUAAGGUUUGGUAGUAACUAAUCAGUACCAAUCCAAAACUUCCAGUCUUUGUCCACAUGAUCCUGCGUCCAUUUCAAGUCUGCUCAUGCAGCUUGCGGUCCUACCAGAUACUACCUAAAGAUCUGUCAAGAAAUCUUACAAAGAAAAAAAUGUUAAGUUGUCAAAAGAAACAGAGCUCACUCUUGUAAAAGUUGAGAACCCAAACAGCAGGCAGAAAGUAACAAUCUAAGAUCAUUCUUGUCUGAAAGAGUU